Molecule: messenger RNA, 1556 nt
Organism: Brienomyrus brachyistius
Lineage: Eukaryota; Metazoa; Chordata; Actinopteri; Osteoglossiformes; Mormyridae
Gene: acad8
Product: acyl-CoA dehydrogenase family, member 8
Exons: 11
Coding region: 25-1305 (426 amino acids)
Biological process (GO): lipid metabolic process
Molecular function (GO): flavin adenine dinucleotide binding; acyl-CoA dehydrogenase activity
Source: RefSeq, a predicted model, not a curated record
ACUACAUUACCCAUAAUACAGAACAUGCGCCAAAGAUCCUUGGGAGUCAUGGCGUUAGCUGGAAGGCUGUUAAAUGGGUUUAGGUUGAGGCACUGUACUAGUAGAAGUAUCGGUUUAGUAUUUAGUAGCGUACAAAGGCGAGGAAUUGCAUCGUGCAUAGACCCUUCAAUAGGACUCUCAGAUGAACAGAAGGAGUUCCAGAAAGUGGCCUUUGACUUUGCUGCCAAAGAAAUGGCACCACACAUGGCUGAAUGGGAUGAGAAAGAAGUGUUCCCAGUAGAGACCAUGCGGAAAGCAGCACAGCUUGGGUUUGGGGGGAUCUACGUGCAGCCGGACGUGGGAGGGUCGGGCCUUUCCCGCCUUGAUACGUCCAUCAUCUUCGAGGCGCUAUCCACGGGCUGCACCAGUACCACGGCCUACAUGAGCAUCCACAACAUGUGUGCCUGGAUGAUAGACACGUUCGGCAGCCCUGAGCAGAGGAAGACGUACUGUCCUGAUCUCUGUUCCAUGCAGAAAUUUGCCUCCUACUGCCUUACUGAGCCUGGAAGUGGCAGCGAUGCGGCCUCCUUGCUGACCAGCGCUCAGCGCAAAGCCGACCACUAUGUCCUCAAUGGUUCCAAGGCCUUCAUCAGCGGUGCGGGCGAGUCAGACGUGUAUGUGGUCAUGUGCCGCACUGGGGGAAAGGGACCCAAGGGCAUUUCCUGUCUGGUGGUGGAGAAGUCUACACCUGGAUUGAGCUUUGGAAAGAAGGAGAAGAAGGUAGGCUGGAACUCCCAGCCAACACGUGCCGUCAUAUUCGAGGACUGCACUGUGCCAGCAGCCAAUCGACUUGGUCAGGAGGGCGAGGGAUUCAACAUUGCCAUGAAGGGCCUCAACGGAGGCAGGAUUAACAUCGCCUCCUGCUCCCUGGGUGCCGCCCAUGCCUCCGUCCAGCUGGCCAGGGAACACCUGACUGUGCGGAAGCAGUUUGGGGAGACGCUGUCUAAGAGCCAGUUCCUGCAGUUCCGCCUGGCUGAGAUGGCGACCCGGCUGGUGGCGUCGCGACUGAUGGUGAGACAGGCGGCUGCCUCACUGCAGGAGGGCCGGGAUGAUGCUGUGGCCCUCUGCUCCAUGGCUAAGCUCUUUGCUACGGAUGAGUGCUUCACGAUCUGCAACCAAGCUCUCCAGAUGUUUGGGGGCUAUGGUUACCUCAAAGACUUCCCUGUCCAGCAGUACGUGCGAGACCUCAGGGUGCACCAGAUUCUGGAAGGUACAAAUGAAGUGAUGCGUAUGAUCAUCUCCAGGAGCCUGCUGACGGACUCGUAAGCUGUGCUACCUAAACAAGACUCCGUCUCUGACAUCACUGUGUGGGAGGAACGUCUAGUUUUCACAGUUGUCAUAUAGUGAUAAAUAUAGAAAUGUCCCUUCAGUGUUUUGCGGUGAAUAAUGUCAAGAAUCUUGCACAAGCUGAGCUACAGUCUUCCCUGGUCCUACGGCUGUGACGCUGGGUUUGGGAUUGGAGCCGCUUCAACCGAAAAUGUUACCUCUGCAUUUCUCAAUAAAAUCAUCGAAAUUUU